This is a messenger RNA of Dentiscutata heterogama, 584 nucleotides long. NCBI's taxonomy places the organism in Eukaryota, Fungi, Glomeromycota, Glomeromycetes, Diversisporales, Gigasporaceae. The record is from the annotation of a GenBank genome assembly.
UCGUGGUGCGUUUAUUGUGCUCGAAGGUUGCGACCGUUCCGGAAAAUCUACGCAGGCUAAACUUCUUGUUGACCUUUUGGAAAAGCUCGGUCACAAUGUUAUGUUAUGGAAGUUUCCAGAACGAAAAUCUCCAAUUGGUUUGAUGAUCAAUGAAUAUUUGACAAACUUUAAAGAGAUGGAUGAUAAAGUUAUUCAUUUACUAUUUUCAGCAAAUAGAUGGGAAUGCAUGUCAGAAAUGAAGAAAAAGAUCCUUGAUGGUACAACCUUGGUUGUAGAUCGGUAUGCUUACUCUGGAGUCGCUUACUCAGCUACUAAAGGCCUUGAUUUAGAAUGGUGUAAAUCACCAGACAUUGGUUUAUUAACACCAGACAUUGUCUUUUUUAUGGACUUGACAUCAGAGGAAGCAGAGAGAAGAUUCGGAUUUGGUAAUGAACGUUACGAAGUAAAAGCAUUUCAGGAAAAAGUUAAAAAAACAUUUUAUUUACUGAAAGAUCAAACGUGGAAGGUAUUGGAUGCAUGCGGGACUGUUAAAGAACUUCAUGAGGAAAUUAAAAAUUUGUCCUUGGAAACGAUUCAGAAAUGUA